Messenger RNA from Bombina bombina (fire-bellied toad), 2321 nucleotides. RefSeq names its product cyclin T1 (gene CCNT1). Gene Ontology annotation, biological process: regulation of transcription by RNA polymerase II; positive regulation of DNA-templated transcription, elongation. The record is from RefSeq and is a predicted model, not a curated record. Bases 25 to 1950 code for a protein of 641 amino acids. NCBI's taxonomy places the organism in Eukaryota, Metazoa, Chordata, Amphibia, Anura, Bombinatoridae. The transcript is spliced from 9 exons. Gene Ontology annotation, molecular function: cyclin-dependent protein serine/threonine kinase activator activity. Gene Ontology annotation, cellular component: nucleus; cyclin/CDK positive transcription elongation factor complex.
GCGCGCCCCCACGUUUGUCCCAUCAUGGCGCCACCGCCAAGUCGUUGGUAUUUCACCCGGGAGCAACUAGAUCGCAGUCCGUCUCGCCGCGCUGGCUUAGACCCGGAUAAGGAGCUUUCAUACCGACAGCAGGCGGCCAAUCUCCUGCAAGAUAUGGGCCAGAGGCUCAACGUAUCUCAGCUGACCAUUAACACAGCUAUUGUCUAUAUGCAUCGCUUCUAUAUGGUCCAAUCAUUCACCAAAUUCCAUCGCAAUUCUGUAGCACCAGCUGCUCUCUUCUUAGCAGCAAAGGUGGAAGAGCAACCCCGAAAACUGGAGCAUGUCAUCAAGGUACAGCAUGCCUGUCUGAAUCCACUAGAUUCUCCUGCUCCUGACACCCGAAGUGAGGCAUACCUGCAACAAGCCCAAGACCUGGUCAUUCUAGAGAGCAUUAUACUGCAGACCCUGGGGUUUGAGAUUACCAUUGACCAUCCACAUACCCACGUAGUGAAGUGCACACAGUUAGUUCGAGCGAGCAAGGACUUGGCCCAGACAUCCUACUUCAUGGCAACAAACAGCUUGCAUUUAACCACCUUCAGCCUUCAGUACACCCCUCCCGUGGUGGCCUGUGUCUGCAUUCACUUGGCUUGUAAGUGGUCUAACUGGGAGAUCCCAGUCUCUACAGACGGAAAGUCAUGGUGGGAGUAUGUGGAUGUGACAGUCACUUUGAAGCUACUUGAUGAAUUAACUCAUGAAUUUCUUCAGAUCUUAGAGAAAACGCCUAAUCGUCUGAAGCGCAUCAGGAACUGGAGGAUAAAUCAGGCUGCCAAAAAACCUAAAGAGGGUGGAUGUGAGGAAGAUGAAGAAAGCAACAACAGUCUUUCUGAUCAAACUAUACUACGUAUGAUCUCUGGCAGUGGUAUCUUGAGCAACUCACCUUCAUCUGACUCCUCAAACCAACCAUUUUCAAUUACGAAAUUGGAGUCAGGAGGGUCAUGGAGUGCCCCAGCACCUCACCAACGUGAGCAACUUAGGACUAAUGAACAUUUAACAUGUCCAGAACAGUCCCAACACAGUUCCAAGUCAUCAACUGUAGCAACAAAAGUAAGCUUGAAAGACUACCGUGCAAAGCAUGCAGAUGAGCUGGCUGCACAGAAACGCCAGCUGGGACAACUGGAAGCCAACCUGAAGGAACAGUAUGCAUGUGCUGCUCAGAGCCUGCUUUUACAGCAGCAACGGGAAAAGGAGACUCGCGCAUCCCCGAUUAUUCUAAAGAUUCCGUUGCAUGAAGUAAGCCAUGAGCGGUCAGAGAAAUCCUCUAGUCUGAAGUUACGCCUUCCAGUGUCUAGCCGUGAUAAGCCUGAAGAAGGAAAGAUCCGUAUUAAAAUGCCAGGUGAUGAGAGUAGUGGCAACAGCAGUAGUGGCAACAGCAGCAGUGGCAAAAACAGGGACAAGCACAGGACUAGCUCUUCAUCCUCACAUCACCACCACCAUCACCAUCAUAGCAGCCAGUCUCACCGCCAGCACCAGCAAGACCCAUCAGCCAGCAGUAGCAGCAAAAGGUCUACAGCUGCUGUGGGAGGCUCCUUACACAAAACAUCUUCUUCCAGAAAGAGGCCUCCACCAGAGGAGGUUACUGGACAUGAACCUUCACACAAAACAAACAGGACUUCCAAACAUCCCCCUCUUGAUUCAUCUGUCCAAAACAAAAUACGUGUGACACACAACAAAACAGACAGGGAGCCCACAAGUGCAAAUGGGCACAGUGGACAUAAGAUAAUUGAUUACCAGGACACAGUUAACAUGUUGCAUUCACUACUGAGUGCACAGGGAGUGCAGCCCAUGCCAGCCCCUCAGUAUUUGAAUCAAUAUGGAGAGUAUCGCCGGGCAAAACCCAGCAAUCCAGAAAAGACUAGACCACCUCCACUCCCUGCUGAACCUCCGCCCCCACUUCCGCCUCUUCCAAAGUGAUUGCUAGACUUACAAACUCCUUGUAAGUCUAGCACAUUGGAGUGGCUAUUUUACCAGCAUAUUUUUCUCUGCCUUCAAUCUUCCUUGUUUGUCUUUGCUGAUUAUAUCAUGACUUUGUUUCCCUAAAAACAUUGUAUUAUUUUUCUUCAGGUUUCUAAAAUCUUUGUUUCCAGGAUUCAAGUGGUGCCGCAACACUUUUCAUUGUACAUAGCUGUAUUCAUUUGUUGAUCAGAAAAUCACACUCUCUAUUUGUCUUUAAUUUCUCAAAUAUUUUAUUGCUAUCUCUGCUUCUAACAAACGGGUCAUAGAUUUUAUUAAAAUAUAAGAAGCAGAAGCAAUGGAAAUCAAUACAAAGAACAAACUUGAUAUUA